Molecule: messenger RNA, 3969 nt
Organism: Ahaetulla prasina
Lineage: Eukaryota; Metazoa; Chordata; Lepidosauria; Squamata; Colubridae
Gene: KCNQ5
Product: potassium voltage-gated channel subfamily Q member 5
Exons: 14
Coding region: 364-3135 (923 amino acids)
Biological process (GO): transmembrane transport; potassium ion transport
Cellular component (GO): membrane
Molecular function (GO): voltage-gated potassium channel activity
Source: RefSeq, a predicted model, not a curated record
GAAGCGUUGCAGAAGCCACUGAAGGAAACCGAAGCCAAGCGGGAAUCUCCAAGAGAGCUGAGUGUGAGCGCUUUUUCUCCCCCCCCCCUUUCCCCUCAGCCUCCACAUCUUCAGCUGUGGAUUACCAAGGUGGCCCCCACGGCUCCUUCUGCCCCCUUCCUCCUUGGCGGGAGUUGUGGGGAAAACGCCAGGCAGCUGCAGCCACAGUUUCUUCUCGACCGCCUCCUUUUCCUUGCCUCAGCCCAAGGAGGAACCUGCUUGCCUCACAUCCCCAACCAAGCGGGAGCCCGCGCCGCUUGCCGCCACCGCCACCACCACUACCACCACCACCACAGCCGCUGCUUUUGCCCCUGCCGUGAUGCCAUGCCCCGCAGCUACAGCGGAGGAGAUGACAAGGGCGGCUCCGCCGGGAUCUGGUUAAAGAGCAGCUCGGCGGGGCGCUACGGCUGCAGCGGGAGCAGCAGCGGCAUGAAGGAUGUGGAGUCCGGUCGGAGCAGGGUGCUCCUGAACUCGGCGCCCUCCCGAGGGGACGGCUUGCUCCUCCUGGGCACCGGUGGCGGGUUUGGCUUGCGAGAGAGCCGGCGAGGCAAGCAAGGAGGAGCCCGGAUGAGCCUGCUGGGGAAACCGCUCUCCUACAGCAGCAACCCUAUCUACCGGCGGAACGCCAAGUACCGGAAGCUGCAGAACUAUCUCUACAAUGUAUUGGAGAGACCCAGAGGCUGGGCUUUCAUCUAUCACGCGUUCGUUUUUCUCCUUGUGUUUGGUUGCUUGAUUUUGUCAGUAUUUUCUACUAUUCCUGAACAUACGUGGCUUGCCGCUAGUUGCCUCUUCAUUCUGGAAUCAGUGAUGAUUGUUGUCUUUGGUUUGGAAUUUAUCAUACGCAUCUGGUCUGCUGGCUGCUGUUGUAGAUAUCGUGGAUGGCAAGGAAGACUGCGAUUUGCAAGGAAACCUUUCUGUGUAAUAGACAUCAUUGUUCUCAUCGCUUCAAUAGCAGUUGUUUCUGCAAAAACUCAGGGUAACAUUUUUGCAACAUCAGCACUCAGAAGUCUUCGUUUCCUACAGAUUCUUCGUAUGGUACGCAUGGACCGAAGAGGAGGAACUUGGAAAUUGUUAGGCUCAGUGGUUUAUGCACAUAGUAAGGAAUUAAUCACAGCUUGGUACAUUGGGUUUUUAGUACUAAUUUUUUCAUCCUUCCUUGUCUAUCUGGUUGAAAAAGAUGCAAAUGCUCAGUUUUCUACAUAUGCAGAUGCUCUGUGGUGGGGCACAAUCACAUUAACAACAAUUGGUUAUGGAGAUAAAACGCCUCUUACUUGGCUAGGAAGGCUGCUUUCUGCAGGGUUUGCACUGCUUGGCAUUUCUUUCUUUGCGUUACCUGCUGGCAUUCUAGGGUCAGGAUUUGCAUUAAAAGUACAGGAACAGCAUCGUCAGAAACAUUUUGAAAAAAGAAGGAAUCCUGCUGCCAGUUUAAUUCAAUGUGUAUGGCGUAGUUACGCAGCUGAUGAGAAAUCGGUUUCCAUUGCUACCUGGAAGCCUCAUUUGAAGGCCUUACAUACCUGCAGCCCUACAAAGAAAGAACAAGGGGAAGCAUCAAGCAGUCAGAAGCUGAGCUUUAAAGAACGGGUGAGGAUGGCUAGCCCGAGGGGCCAGAGUAUCAAGAACAGACAAGCUUCAGUUGGGGACAGAAGAUCGCCAAGUACGGAUAUUACUGCAGAGGGCAGCCCAACAAAAGUGCAAAAGAGUUGGAGCUUCAAUGACCGAACACGCUUCCGGCCUUCCCUGCGUUUGAAGAGUUCUCAGCCUAAGCCAAUACCAGAUACUGAUGCCAAUCUUGGGGCUGAUGACCUAUAUGAUGAAAGAGGAUGUCAGUGUGAUGUAUCAGUAGAAGAUCUAACUCCAGCACUUAAAACAGUUAUCCGAGCUAUCAGAAUCAUGAAAUUUCACGUUGCCAAAAGGAAGUUUAAAGAAACUUUACGUCCCUAUGAUGUCAAAGAUGUCAUUGAACAAUAUUCAGCAGGUCACCUGGAUAUGCUGUGUAGAAUUAAAAGUCUUCAGUCUCGGGUUGAUCAGAUUCUUGGAAGGGGACAAAUUACCACUGAUAAAAGAAGUCGAGAGAAAAACACUGUAGAGAAUGAGACAACUGAUGACCUCAGUAUGUUAGGGCGUGUAGUCAAGGUGGAAAAACAGGUCCAAUCUAUUGAAUCAAAAUUAGAUUCAUUAUUAGACAUUUACCAACAGGUUUUGAAGAAAGGAUCUGUGUCUGCAUUGACUUUAGCUUCAUUUCAAAUGCCGCCUUUUGAAUGUGAUCAAACCUCUGGUUAUCAGAGUCCUGUAGAUAGUAAAGAUUUGUCUAAUUCUGCUCAGACUAGUGGAUCUGUUUCCAGAUCAGCCAGUGUCAACAUGCCAUGUGGCCUACAGCUUAUAUUGACACCAAAUGAAUUCAAUACUCAAGCUUACUAUGCCUUUAGUCCAACUAUGCAUAGUCAAGCCACACAGGUGCCAAGUGAUGGGUCUGUAACUCUGUCCACUAAUAAUGCACUAAACCAAAUAAACCAGACAUCUAGACCAACAGCACCCACUACAUUACAGAUACCCCCCUUUUCAUCAGUGAAGCAUAUCAAUAGGCUGGAGCCUAUUAAUUUUAUUCCUGUUAACACACAGGAAAAUACUUCUGAUGUCACCACUUGCCUUGUUGCUUCAAAGGAUAAUGGACAAAGUGCACAGUCCAGUGUGACAAAGGAUCUUUCAUGGAGAAAAAGCCUUGACACAGAGAGUGAUCCUCUAGUCUCUGUGAAACCAAUGGUACAAAUGGAUAUAGGAAAAUCACUGUCGGUACAAAACCUUUUACAGUCAACAGCUGAAGAACUGAAUCUACAGAUUUCUGGAAGUGAUACCAGUAGUUCAAGAAGUAGCCAAGAACUAUAUAGCAAAUGGAGGGAAUCAAAAUUAUUUAUAACUGAUGAAGAUUUGGAAACAGAGAGAGAAAAUGAAACUUUUGAAGCCAUUACCCACCCAUUGGUGGAAACAACUCUCUCUACUGACUCUCUAAGGACUGGAAUGUCAAGAUCAUCUCAAAGUAUUUGCAAGCCAGGAGACAGCACAGAUGUUCUCAGCCUUCCUCAUGUCAAACUUAAAUAACAUUUUGUUGGUUUUGUUCAAAGCUAAGUAAUCCUUUCAAUCAUACAUAUCAAGGCAUGGACAUUUUGAAAGCCCUUUAAUUAUUUUUUUAAAAAUAAAUUAGUCCGGAAGAAAGGCACUUGUAUGAGUCCAUAUAUUUUAGUUGCAUGUAAAUGCAUGUAUAGAUGAUGGAAAAAAAUAUUCUAAUUUAUACCUACAGUACACUGGCAUUUUCAUUUAGUACAGCAGGUAUAAAUGAGUUACCAACGAAAUUCAUGUUAGUUUUAUUAAACAUUUGGAAAUCAUUGAGUUUCUACAGCUCAUAAGUAAAAUUUCAAAUAAUAGGAAAGUAAUUUUGCCACUGGUUAAAAUAAAAGCUAUUUAUGACCUGAAUUAGAUCAUACCUAUGUUUACAAGGGGGAUGGAGGGUGUACUAUUUGCAGCUGCUAGUAAGAAAAACCCACAGUAUGAGAUUAGAAAUGGCUGCUAGUUGCAAGCUAAAAUUAUUCAGCUAUUUUAGAAGAAUUUUGAUUUCUGUAUUCACUUGAAGGUGUAGGUACAGGAUUAAAUCAAAAUAUUUUGCACAGCACUUUUUUAGAUUUUUACGACUGAAUUAUUACUCCUCCUUCUCUUUACAGUGUUCUUCUAUGAACAGUUCAAAAUUCCAAAUCAUCCUGGUUGAUCUUCAAAGUAAAAUUUUCUCUCUAACUUUCUAAAUUCAUAGUUGAUCUCCUUGUGAAUCUUAACUAUCUGCCAGAAAUUCUGCAAGAAAUAGAUGCUUCUUCCUUGAAUGUAAUUAUUUAAAUUAUCUUCUGUGGCUGAAUGAUAGCACAACAGGAAGUUAGCAAAAAGAGA